Messenger RNA from Cladocopium goreaui, 831 nucleotides. Lineage: Eukaryota; Dinophyceae; Suessiales; Symbiodiniaceae. The record is from the annotation of a GenBank genome assembly.
AUGGCAGUGAGACUUGACAAAGUGGGUCGGGUUGCUCGCAUCAUCUUGAACCAACCUGACAAGAUGAACGCCAUGACAGCCCAACUGGUUGAAGAUUUUGGACAGGUUCUUGAGAGCAUUCACCUGAAUGCUUCUGACUAUGGUGCAGUGGUAAUCACAGGAGCAGGAAAAGCUUUUUCUGCUGGAGGAGAUCAGGCUUGGCUGAAACAGCGGUGCAAAGACACCGCCUCACGCAAUUCCCAGAUCAUGCAUGACUUCUACCAUCGAUUCCUGGCUGUUCGAUCCCUGCCCUUGCCGGUGGUGGCUGCUAUCAACGGCCCAGCGGUGGGGGCCGGAAUGUGCCUUGCCAUGGCUUGUGACAUUCGCGUAGCUUCCAGGAGUGCCAAGAUGGGUUUCCCCUUUGUUUCUUUGGGCCUCCAUCCUGGUAUGGGUGCCACACACAUGAUUGCCACUGUAGCUGGAUACGAGACAGCAUACCGUCUGCUUCUGACUGGCGACAUGAUCACCGGCGAGGAGGCCAAAGAACUUCGCCUCGUCUCGCAGUUGGCGGCCGAUGGUCCGGCAGCGCAGGCCGAUGCCCUGGCGCUGGCCGAGCGGAUCGCCGCGCAGUCGCCGGUGGCGGUGCGGACCUUGGUGCGCUCCUUGCGGAGGAAGCAGGAAGAAGGUUUGGAAGCGGCACUGUGGCGGGAAGCAGACGCGCAAGCGCACUGCUACGGCACCCAUGACAUGCAUGAGGGCCUGAAGGCAUCGAUCGAGCGGCGUGCCCCUCGUUUCCAGCAACACGAAAACUACGUGGACUCUGAAGUGAAAGGGCCAAAAAGUCGUUUAUGA